CAUUACUUAACACUCUUAAAAGUCUUAAAACGAAACAAUGGCCCUUCAAGCUGCUUCUUUGGUCUCCUCUGCUUUCUCUGUUCGCAAAGAUGGCAAACUUAAUGCUUCAGCGUCAUCAUUUAAAGAGUCUAGUUUGUUUGGUGUUUCACUUUCGGAACAAAUCAAAGCUGAAAUCGUCUCUUCUUCAGUGAGAUGCAAGAAUUUGAGGAACAAUAAUGCGAUUAUUCGAGCUCAGGCAAUCGCGACUUCAACUCCUUCAGUCACAAAACCUUCCUUAGACCGCAAGAAAACCCUUAGAAAAGGAAACGUUGUUGUCACGGGAGCUUCAUCAGGGCUAGGUUUAGCAACGGCCAAGGCAUUAGCCGAGACAGGUAAAUGGCACGUGAUAAUGGCGUGCAGAGAUUUCCUCAAGGCCGGGAGAGCUGCUAAAUCCGCAGGGAUGCCUAGGGACAGCUACACUGUGAUGCAUAUGGACUUAGCCUCUUUGGACAGCGUGAGACAGUUCGUUGAUAACUUCAGGCGAGCCGAGAUGCCUCUUGAUGUGUUGGUUUGCAAUGCAGCGGUUUAUCAGCCAACGGCUAAUCAACCUACUUUCACUGCUGAAGGCUUUGAGCUUAGCGUUGGGACGAACCAUUUGGGCCACUUUCUUCUUUCAAGACUGUUGAUUGAUGACUUGAAGAACUCCGAUUAUCCGUCGAAACGUCUUAUCAUUGUUGGAUCCAUAACUGGAAACACUAAUACAUUGGCGGGUAUUGUACCUCCGAAGGCGAAUCUUGGGGACUUGAGGGGACUAGCGGGGGGAUUGAACGGGCUAAACAGCUCGGCUAUGAUAGAUGGAGGAGAUUUUAACGGUGCAAAGGCGUAUAAAGACAGUAAAGUCUGCAACAUGUUGACAAUGCAGGAGUUUCAUAGACGUUUCCAUGAAGAAACCGGCAUCACCUUCGCUUCCCUUUACCCCGGUUGUAUCGCGACGACAGGUUUAUUCAGAGAGCAUAUUCCUCUCUUCCGUACCCUCUUCCCUCCUUUCCAGAAGUACAUCACAAAAGGUUACGUCUCCGAGAUAGAGGCUGGGAAAAGGCUUGCUCAGGUGGUGAGUGAUCCAAGCUUGACGAAGUCGGGAGUGUAUUGGAGCUGGAACAAGAGCUCGGCUUCAUUUGAGAAUCAGUUGUCUCAAGAAGCUAGCGAUAUCCAGAAGGCUCGCAGAGUUUGGGAAGUCAGCGAGAAGCUAGUAGGCUUGGCCUAAAUAUUGAUAUCUCCUCUGUGUUUUAGCUUUUGGUUUGGCUUAAGAUGUGAAAUAAACAAAAGACUAGGUCACAUCUGCUUUUAAGUCAUUGAAUAAAAUAACUGUUACAUUAAAACGUUAAAAGUCCAAGUAGAAAAAUUAUUUGGAUUAAUUGUUUAAAAGCCUACGACUUGAGUUACUGAUAUCAAUUUGUAAAAGUGUAACAGUUCCAUGUUUUAAUCCAAUGUUUGUCAUAAGGAACGAGUCAAAGAUUAUGCCAGUGUAACUCUCGUAAUAAAUUUACCGUAU
Camelina sativa (false flax) is the source of this 1531-nucleotide messenger RNA. RefSeq names its product protochlorophyllide reductase A, chloroplastic. NCBI's taxonomy places the organism in Eukaryota, Viridiplantae, Streptophyta, Magnoliopsida, Brassicales, Brassicaceae. Gene Ontology annotation, molecular function: protochlorophyllide reductase activity. The record is from RefSeq and is a predicted model, not a curated record.